Phyllotreta striolata is the source of this 1081-nucleotide messenger RNA. The record is from the annotation of a GenBank genome assembly. NCBI's taxonomy places the organism in Eukaryota, Metazoa, Arthropoda, Insecta, Coleoptera, Chrysomelidae.
AAAAACAAUCGAACCAGGCUUUGUAUUUACCACAACCAGAAAGCUUUAAACUGGCCAACGAUUAAUUUCAACGGACUUGAAAAAAAUAAAAUAUUUACAAAAAUACAUCAUACGAAUUCGCGAUCGGUUCGAGAAAGAAGAUAGGCGGAUAGGCCGGUGGAGGAAAAAAGCAGUGAUAUUUUAAAUGUAUUCAAAAUCGCCGGUGAACAGUUUGAAAGUGUGCGAGUGUGACAAUAACAAUUUGUGCACCCCGCAAAUUAUGAAUAAACUUUUUAAUGCUAGUGAGAAAUUGUCGAAGAAGGAAAAAUGCAAUAACAAUAAUGUCAGUAAAAAUCCUGUAGCAAACAUAGAAAUAAGAAAAGAAGAAGUGCUUGCAAUUAGAAAUAGAUUUCCCACAAAAAUUCCAGUAAUAGUUCAAAGAUUUUAUAAGGAAACUCAUCUACCACAUCUUGAUAAAGCAAAAUUUCUUGUGCCCCAAGAGAUAACCAUGUCUCAAUUUCAAACGAUAAUAAGAAAUAGAAUACGCCUCAAUUCUCAUCAAACGCUGUACCUAUUAGUAAACAACAGAUCAAUGAUGAGCCUAACCCUUACACUGGCAGAAGUUUAUGGAGAGCAUGCAGACACUGACGGAUUUCUGUAUGUAACGUAUGCAUCUCAAGAAGUAUUUGGCCAAUGACGAAGGUUGAAAAGUGAAAAAUUUCUAAAACAGUAUUUAUUUGUAAAUUGCUAGUGUUGUACUGCAAAUAUUGAUUGAAUCAGCAAUCUUCAUCACUCAAAAUUUUUUGUCAUAGUUUUAUUAAUGCAUUUCAAAUUUUCAGCUAAACUUUCAAUAAAACCCGAUUAAUAUUUAUACCGAAGCUAACUAAUUUUUAUAUCCAAUGUUGAUUUGUUUUUAAGAAGUUAAGACUAACGUAUUGAGACUAACAAAAAGUAACGUUUGGAAUGAGUAUAAUACUGUUAUAGAAAUUUAAAUUUUUGGUAUUAUCUUAGGUAGGGUUUUUUAAUUUUUUUCCAAUUACUAGCUGUGUAAUAUGUUGUUGGUGUUGAAAGACUGUUCAAAUUCGUUAUAAGAAUAAUUUUA